Molecule: messenger RNA, 6298 nt
Organism: Strongylocentrotus purpuratus (purple sea urchin)
Lineage: Eukaryota; Metazoa; Echinodermata; Echinoidea; Camarodonta; Strongylocentrotidae
Product: sodium- and chloride-dependent betaine transporter
Exons: 14
Coding region: 218-2239 (673 amino acids)
Biological process (GO): sodium ion transmembrane transport
Cellular component (GO): membrane
Source: RefSeq, a predicted model, not a curated record
GCCUCCCAGUUUCGCACUACGGUUAUCAUUCAUCUCGUGAGCGAUCCGCAUUGACCUGUGUUUGUUCGCCAUCUCAUACCUUGGACCCUCGGCGUCGAGAAAUAGAUGAUUGUUUCCUAAAAUUAAUGAGCUGUUCGUGAUCGAAUUGGAUAAGGUUUCACAAGACGUUUUUCUUGCUCGGAGGAAGAUUUGUUCAUCUCGUUGUUGAGCUUCUGGAAUGGCAGACAGGAACCACGACUCAGCGGCAACGGCUCCAGUGGCCAAUGGACUGGACGAGAAGGAACUACUGAACAAGAAGCUGGAAAAGGAGAGCGAAAACAAGAGUAAACAGAAGAGCCGCGGGACCUGGACCAGUCAACUUGACUUUCUGCUUGCUUUGAUUGGAGCAUCUGUUGGACUCGGGAACGUUUGGCGUUUCCCUUAUCUUUGCUACAAGAAUGGAGGAGGUGCGUUCCUGAUCCCCUACUUCAUCUGUCUGAUUCUUGGUGGGAUUCCGCAACUGAUCCUUGAGAUCGGCCUGGGCCAGUGGACCAACCAGGCUGCAGUGACAGCAUGGGAUAUCUGCCCAAUCUUCAAGGGUUUGGGUGGUGCUGGGAUGUUCAUCCAGUUCUUCUUGGACACCUACUACAUCGUGAUCAUGGCGUGGGCUCUCUACUACAUGUUCAUGUCCUUUACAUCCAAGCUUCCCUACUCACAUUGCGACAACGAGUGGAACACCCCGUGCUGCCUCGCCACCGGCGCAAGUAGUCUGGACGUGAACGAAACAACCACGGCAAUGACUUCGACUGAGAUGUCGUAUGACCCCACCGGGACGCCGUCUUGGAACCUCACCGACCCUUGUAAUGGAACGACAAUCUCAUCGACCGUUGAAUUCUGGGACCGCAAGAUCCUCCAGAUUCAUUUAUCGGAUGGUAUUGAACAACUCGGCGGCAUCAACUGGCAGCUUUUGCUCUGCAUGUUCUUCGCCUGGUUUCUCUGCUAUCUCUGCAUUUGUAAAGGUGUCAAGACGUCAGGAAAGGUGGUGUACUUCACGGCCCCUUUCCCGUACAUCCUGAUGACCAUCCUCUUGAUCCGAGCGGUCACUCUGGAGGGCGCCAUGGAUGGAAUCGUCUACUAUCUCAAGCCGGACAUCUCAAGAUUGAAUGACAGCCAGGUAUGGAUGGAUGCCGCUACGCAGAUCUUCUUCUCCUAUUCGCUGGGCCAGGGAGUUCUCAUCGCUCUGGGAAGCUACAACAAACACAAGCACAACUUCAUUAGGGAUGCUUUGAUAUUUUCGGUGGCUAAUACUGGAACCAGUCUUUACUCCGGGUUCGUCAUCUUUGCCGUGCUGGGAUUCAUGGCUGGACAACAGGGUGUCGAUGUAUCAGUAGUAGCCAAGUCAGGUCCAGGAUUGGCUUUCAUUGCGUACCCUGAGGCUAUUACUCAGAUGCCUGCUUCCACCCUCUGGGCUGUACUCUUCUUCCUCUGUCUCCUAGUCCUGGGUAUAGACAGUCAGUUUGUGGGCGUCGAGGGCUUCGUAGCGACGAUCGUAGACUUGUUUCCUAACACCCUUCUGAAGGGACAUCGUCGUGAAAUCUUCUGUAUCUUCGUAUGUUUGUUCUUCUGCAUCGCUGGGAUACCCAUGUGUACUUACGGAGGCAUGUAUAUCUUCCAAUUGUUCGACUACUAUGCAGCCAGUGGGUUCGUUCUUCUGUGGGUGUCUAUGUUUGAGAGCAUCACCAUUGGAUGGGCUUACGGUGGAUUUCGCUUCAUGAAGAAUGUAACUGAGAUGUCUGGGGUGAAAUGGAUUUCCCCUUACAUGAUAACAGCCUGGAUUUUCCUCUCCCCGCUCUUCACUUUUGCCAUCUUCAUCUUCAGUCUUGUGAAGUACAAACCCUUGACAUACAACAACACCUAUGUGUACCCGUGGUGGGGCUACAUGAUCGGCUGGAUCCUGGCUCUAAUGACCAUGCUCAACAUUCCCGUGUUCUUCUUUUACCAGCUCAUCUUCAAUGCUAAAGGAAACCUCAUCGAGCGAUGGAACAUCCUCACCACACCCUACCUGCCCCAUUGUCGCAGUGACACGGUGAACGCUCCCAACGUACACGUGGUCGACCCGAUCUUUUCAAACAUCGAACUCGGUCACAACAACCAUGCCGACGGUGAAGUCAUCAAGAACGGCCAUGACGCUGACAUCCCCCCGCCACCGUACAACGAGUCCGUCGGAAUACAGACCUAUGAUGCAACGGACAGCGUCUAAAGCAGUCGGUCACGAGACUAGUUGAAAGGUAGAACUUAUUGUCAUGGCAGCGCUACCUACGUUUCAUCUAUGACAGGGCAUGUCUGAACUUUUAACCAAUUACAGUCCUCCUUAUCUACGUUACAGGGUAGAUAACAAUUCCUAUAGUACAUCAUUCAAUGACUGUGAUUGGGUAUUGCAGUCAUGCAUGACUUGGCUUUCGAUUCGAAUUACUUUGCGACUUGCGAUGCAAGUGCAACAUUAGUCUUCGAAGAAUAUACCCUUCAAACACGUAUAAAAGAUAAAAGGUUGAUAGAAAUUGCAAACUACGUUCACUCUCGUUUCCAAUUAUGUAUACCUCACUAACAACCAAAUAAUACGAUUUAUUGCAACUCUUUUUUACUUGCAUAAAAAUUAAUUUCGGAUAAUGCAUAAUUUCUUCCUUCUGUAGAAAGAAAAAGCAAUACGAGUUGCAACCUAAAUGCAACAAAAGUUAAGGACUAGUAUAAUUGUGAACUAAAUAAUCACUAACAAUUAUUAUGUUUGAUGUCCCUAUAUUAUGCUAUCCGUGCUGUCUUUCUCGUCUUAUAUUGCAAUCAUUGUAUGCAUAACAUAUAACAAGUAACAUAGGUUUGAAUUAUAUUAUCAUUUGAUCAUAUUAAGAAUGAUAAAUUCUUGAGUAGAAUUAUAUUAAUGAUUGAUGAAAUUAUAGACAUUCCGAAAGAAGGGCCUGACACAUGCGAUGAGAAUAUAAGAUGAGAGAAAUUAUUGCAAUAAUUAAGAACUUAAUUGAUUCUGCAUGAAAAUGAAAUAAAUUGGAAGAUGAGAAUGACUUGCCACAUAAUUUGUAAAUAAUUGAUGUUGUGAAUGUCCUCGUGGUUCUGCUCUUAUGCAACUGAAUUACGAUGUUAUUUCUAAGUGCACAUAAAUGUCGUGCUGCAGAUUUCUUGAUGUACAAAAAUUGCUGCCAUUGCUUAUGUAGAAAAUGCUGUUCAACCUAUGGGUUUCCUUGCAGGAUAUUUUUUAUGAUGUAGUUAAAAUUUGCCCCAUCACAUAUUUUAACAACUUGAACAAUUAUGUUUGUGUCUUGACUAUAAUGAACAUCCACAACCAAAUUUGCCAAGAUUUUGAUGAGAGAAAGAAUUUGGCCUAGCCUCCGGAUGAUGAGUGCAAUUUGGUUAAUCAAAAUGUUGUUAAAUACAAGCAGUAAUUGAUAACUAACUUUCAUAAAUUUGUAUUCGGUUUAGAUGAAUCAAUUAAGUGAAUACUUGAUAUUUUGCUGAAAAGCGCCGACUCCCGUUGCAAAUUUUACCAGCGAAUACUCGAUGGCAUGCACGCCUUUAUUCAUGAGCGCUCUCUAUAUACAAGAGGGAAUAAUUCGUUUGAAAUACUAAUGAAGUUGGACAUGAUUCGGAGUCAUGAAAAUCUAAAAACAGAGGGAAAAAAAUGAAUUAAGAAACAAACCUUGAUUAAAUUUCUCCCGCAGUAUGGUAAAUUAUGUUUAACUACCUUACUUGUAUGCGAGAAUAUGUUGCAAGUACAGCAUUUAAUUAAAAUAUCAAAAAAUUAUAAUAAAUCAAUAUAAUGAUAAAGAUUUUUUUGUCCACUGUUGCAAUGACUAAAUCUGGGCUUUGAUAUUUAACAUCUGAAAUAAUUUGACAAUAUAUUCUAUUUUAUAGUAAUACAAAGAUGAUUAUCACCUUACACGUUUAACCCACCUUAUCGGUAACCAUGGUAAUAAUUGUUUAUUAAUCCUUCUCUUAAUUACUCUUGAAUCACAAUUUUGUAUCGAAAUGAAGAAAUUUCAUAUUUUAUAUAAGUCGAGUGUCAAAUUAAAUGUUAGAACUAGUCGUGAAAUUGGUUGACUUAUAAACGUGUAACUAAAUACAUGUACAUAAUAAGGAUGUGUUUUCUUUGAAGAAAAAAAAAUGUACAUAAUUAUAUAUAAAAAGAAGAAAUGUUUGGAGUGAUGGUAAUAAUAAACAAAAACAGGCUUCCUAAUGUCAUAUGUCGUUUAUAAUGCAAAAUAUUAGUUGUUACAUUAUUCAAGCGGUGUACACUGUCUGUAAAGUGUAAAUUGGGGGAAAUCUGGGUUUAAACAUAAAGAAAAAGCUCACUAUUUGAGGUACCGUUGAUUAAGACCAGAAUAGAUGCUUUCCUGCUACAUCUGUUUUGAAAGUACUUUACAGGUGAAAUGUAGCAUUGACAUUGUAGUCAGCUCUCAAGUGUUACAAUUUAAAACUUAUUAAGAUUUCUGUGUAAAAUUGCGUGGUUUUCCUGAAUCUGUUACAUCUGUUUCUUCCUAAUUUUGUAUUUGACCCUUCUCUUUUGAAUUUGUAUUUCUUUAGAUGAUUUGAAAUUCGGUUUAUUGUCAAUUGUUUAUACUCUAGAACUUUCUUAUGUUGAUACAAUGCGGACGUUCCCUGUUUAAUCUUAAAUCACGUCCAAAAUUGCUGCAUCAUGCUAGUAAACGAAGAAAAGGUGUGAAGUGCUUUCUUUACAAAUUUAAUAUGAUGAAUAACUAAUGAAUUAUUUGGAAAAUAAUGUUUUGGAAGAUGUUGUAAUGAAGAAGCGAUUUUAUAUAACGGUACUAACUAUUCAAAAUUUACAAGUAUGUCGUAAACGCACAAUUCAUCUUAUUGACCAACGACUACAUGACUAUUGCCCGUCGCACUGUCAUCAUACAUUUUUCGUAGCUAAAUCUGAUUAUACCAAAGUCUCAUGAGCUCCUUUAUUAGAUACCUGGUUUAGUUGGGUGAGAUUCAAAUAGAUCUUGUAUUUAUUGUGAUAUACCUCAUUACUCUAUGAUCAAACAAAGAUUUAUGCGUGUUAUUUGUGUCUGAUUUGGCUACAAUUAUUGUGUUGCUAUUUGAUUUGAGCACACAUUAUUUUGUAUGCAUUAAUACCGAUUAUAUUUAUACUCUCCUAUAUAUGCCGUCACAAACGUUUAGAGUUCGAUACUUAGUACAUGAGAUGAAGCAUAAUAUUUACAUGUAUGUAUAAUCCACACACACAUACACACAAUAUUUGCGAAUAUAAUGUUCUAAUUUCAAAAUCAUUCCAUGCAUGCACACAUGAGUUUUAAUAUCACUUCGGUAAUAGCCUUAUAGGGGAUUUUUUUUUUGACAAGGAUUUUAAAUAAGUCUCACAGACAAAACAAACAAAAUAGAAUUUAAAAAAAGAGGUCUGAAGUUUGUAGUACAUGUACUACUCUGUCAAAUUACACCGAUUUUUGUGUAUGGCGUAUAUUCGUUUUUAUAACCAAUUUGCAGUGUUAUUUGAUAUAUGCAUGUGCACUCUAAAUUAGGGAAUUUGUUGUGAAAAUGUGCUUGUGUACACUUUCAUAAAAUGUAUGCUACCCCAUUUUGUUUCUUCUGUGAGAAUGAAUUAAAUAAAGUUUGUAUCAAAUUAUUUUCAUAGGAUUCUCAUGUACUGCAUAACAAGCAGCCCUGACCAAUUACCUGCCAUACUUUUUGACGAUAUUGAACUUAUAUUAAAUCCCAUUUUUGUGUGAAAAGUAAUAUAUUUUGAUUUGAAUGUGUAUGUUUUGUUGAUUUGUAGAAUAGGUUGUGAUGUUCUUCUUCUUUUUUUCCCGCAAAAUACAUGAGCAGACAUUAUGAUGUCAUGAUUGUACCGACAUCCGUUUCAAAUUUUGUUUGGUAUGAAAAAUGAAAGCACCUUGGAUUAUUGUCAUGCGACGGGUCACUCCAAAAAAAAAACGCUGCUAUAAUUACGUUGCAAGGCUACUGAGAUAUGCAAAUAAUAAUAAUAAUACUUUUAUAAAAAAUGAUUAGAAUUUUAACAAAUACGUCAUCAUUGCCAAAUCAAUACCAAAUGCACGUUAAUAGUGCGUUCAAACUUUUUUGUUUAUCAAAGUGUAAUACGACGAAAACGAAUGCAAUUUCUAUUUUAAAAAAUCCUUAUUAUAGUCACACGACUAGAUUGUCCAUACUUUUCGGAAGACAUUUUAAGAUAGAUUCGAGGAUUGAAACAUUUAUAUCUUCUCCAGUGGUCCUGUGAGUACAUUGUAGCAGUGAAAUGAUUGAGUGGUGAAUUUGAAACAAUAAAACGACAAUCGUA